GGAUGUCCAGGCUGAUGGGGCCGCGACGGUCGAGGAGGACGGCGGCUCGCCGCCGAUGUCCCGAACACUUCACUAGUCCAACCAACCGCCGCACGCCGCCCCCUGAUCCCCUCGUGGCCUCGUUGCCGUCGUGCGCGGUGCGCCACCUCCACGGCGCCGCUCGCCGUCGUCCCCUCCCUUCUUCCCGUCCUACUCUCUCGGUGUGCGCGCUCUCCGCCUCCGCCUUCCAAGCGGGAGCAAAGCUGGAAGGAUGGAAGAGGGGGAGGCCAAGAAGACAGGCCUGGAGGGCACUGGGCUGUCGCUCCCGGGCAGCUCACACGGCAAUCUACGGAGCGCCGGCAGCGACCAGCAGCUGAAGCAGAUGCUGGACUCCCUCAAAUCGUCCAAAUCACCCGCUGUUAUCAACUAUGGUGCCUCAUGGUGCCGUGUUUGCAGUCAGAUUCUUCCACCCUUCUGCAGGUUCAGCAAUGAAUUCAAGAAUCUUACCUUCAUUUAUGCUGAUAUUGACGAAUGCCCAGAAACAACACAAAACAUCCGAUACACCCCAACCUUCCAUUUCUACCGGGAUGGAGAGAAGGUCGAUGAGAUGCUUGGUACAGGAGAAGAGAGGCUGCAUGACCGGUUAUGGUUGCAUUCUUGAUAGGGAUUUGCCGGGCUGUUGGUCUCAUGCACAAUAUUUUCUCUCUCUCUUUUAUCCUACUUUCGUGCUUUGUUGUCAACCUCUGAGCCAAUUCAAGGUUUAUGUUGGUGUUUGUAAUGUUGAUCAUGGUCAUCUUUAGUGACAUACACCAUUAUAUAUCAGAAUUGGUGUACCGGUUUUUCUCUCAUGCUUAUGUCAAAACUGAGAAAGAAUACCGUCGACAUUACGAUGCAAACAUUUUUAGUAUCGUCCAGUUUGUACGAUGGUGCUGCUGCAGAUUUCUGCUAA
Molecule: messenger RNA, 928 nt
Organism: Oryza sativa Japonica Group (Japanese rice)
Lineage: Eukaryota; Viridiplantae; Streptophyta; Magnoliopsida; Poales; Poaceae
Source: RefSeq, a predicted model, not a curated record